UUCUUAGUCAAACAUCUUAGAAAAAAUCAAUUGUAAAACAAGAAAAAGGAAAUUGGGAAAAUGGUUCCAAAGUUUGCCCAAUUGUUUGUCUCAACUUUGCUGCUAUUAACUCCAUUGCUAUCUAUAGCAGAUGGUCGAGAUAUUGGUGUUUGCUAUGGAUUAAAUGGAGAUAAUCUUCCACCUCCAAAUGAAGUAAUUAAUCUUUACAAAAGAUGUCAAAUUGAUAAUAUUAGGAUCUAUCAGCCGUACCCUGAAGUGCUCGAAGCAUUAAGAGGAUCGGGAAUAUCAGUGACGAUCGGUCCGAGAAAUGAGGACAUAGCGAGCUUCGCAACGAGCCAAGAUGCAGCCAAUGAUUGGGUUAACACUAACAUCGUCCCAUACGCGGACGAUAUUGUAUUCAGAUGGAUCACCAUAGGCAACGAAGUCAUUCCAGGACCAUUAGGCUCAAAUGUCCCUGCUGCCAUGAACAGCAUCCGAAAUGCACUUGACUCGGCCGGGAUAACCUUGGCUAAGGUCACAACCGUACUGCCUGGAACUGCCCUGGCAGCCUCGUAUCCUCCAUCUGCUGGUGCUUUCGGAAGUGAUAUAACGGAGACUAUGACCGGUAUUGCUGCGAUCCUGGCUCAAGAGGAUACACCCCUUUUGAUCAAUGUAUACCCUUACUUUGCCUACGCAUCGGAUCCUUCUCAUAUUUCUGCCCAAUACGCCAUGUUCACUUCUACUGCGCCUGUGGUGAUCGAUGGAAGCUUCCAAUAUUUCAACCUCUUUGAUGCCAUGGUUGAUGCUUUCAAUGCUGCACUUGAAAAGAUCAACUUUGGCAACGUGAAAGUCGCUGUAGCCGAGACCGGAUGGUCAACAGUCGGAAAUGAGCCCUACACGAGUGUGGCCAAUGCUCAAACUUACAACCGUAACCUGUUGAAUCAUGUGACGCAGAACGGAACACCAAGAAGGCCUGACUAUAUAAUGCCCACAUUUUUCUUUGAGAUGUUCAAUGAAGACUUGAAGGGAAAUGUAGUUGAGCAGAAUUUUGGAUUCUUCUACCCCAGCAUGCAACCUGUCUAUCCUUUUUGGUGAUUUCAAUAUUGCUUUCAAAAUUAUGGUAAUUUGAUUUUGUAUUUAAUAAUUUAAUGCUUUUUAAUUACAUCAUAGCUCAAAGAAUAAAGUCUAUGAAAAGGGAUAUAGUAUUUGCAAAUCCUCGUUUAAAUAAGACG
Molecule: messenger RNA, 1211 nt
Organism: Gossypium raimondii (Peruvian cotton)
Lineage: Eukaryota; Viridiplantae; Streptophyta; Magnoliopsida; Malvales; Malvaceae
Product: glucan endo-1,3-beta-glucosidase
Exons: 2
Coding region: 61-1074 (337 amino acids)
Biological process (GO): carbohydrate metabolic process
Cellular component (GO): plasma membrane
Molecular function (GO): hydrolase activity, hydrolyzing O-glycosyl compounds
Source: RefSeq, a predicted model, not a curated record